Messenger RNA from Nanorana parkeri, 3519 nucleotides. It is a transcript of the gene RASA1, whose product is annotated as RAS p21 protein activator 1. Gene Ontology annotation, molecular function: protein binding. The transcript has 25 exons. The coding region runs from base 18 to 2861 and encodes 947 amino acids. Gene Ontology annotation, biological process: regulation of GTPase activity. The record is from RefSeq and is a predicted model, not a curated record. NCBI's taxonomy places the organism in Eukaryota, Metazoa, Chordata, Amphibia, Anura, Dicroglossidae.
CUGUGUGGGGAUCGGGGAUGUCGGCGGCUCCCGGCUCUCUCGGGCUGCUGACAGGAGGCGGGGAGUCGGCACUUCUGGCCACCAGCGCCUCGCUGCUCUCUCAUCAGGGCCCCGAAGCCUUCCCUCCGUUGCCGCCGCUGCCUCUCGCCUUCGAUGGCUUGGUGCUGGGCCCGGUGGAAGAAGCGGACUCCCUGGACGGACCGGAAUAUGAAGAGGAGGAGGUGGAGAUUCCGCUCAGUGCGCCCCCUACCAACCAGUGGUAUCAUGGCAAGCUAGAUAGAACAAUUGCAGAGGAGAGACUGCACCAAGCUGGCAGGACUGGAAGCUACCUGAUCAGGGAGAGUGAUCGAAGGCCGGGGUCUUUUGUCCUUUCCUUUCUUAGUAAAACCAAUGUAGUCACACAUUUUAGGAUUAUAGCAAUGUGUGGUGACUUCUACAUUGGAGGUAGACGCUUUUCUUCACUGUCAGAUCUCAUAGGAUACUACAGUCAUGUGUCAUGUUUAUUGAAAGAGGAAAAGCUCUUAUUUCCUGUGGCACCUCCAGAGCCGGUAGAAGACAGACGGAGGGUCCGUGCUAUUCUUCCAUAUACUAAAGUCCCAGACACGGAUGAAAUAAGUUUCUUGAAAGGAGACAUGUUUAUUGUCCAUAAUGAGUUAGAAGAUGGAUGGAUGUGGGUUACAAAUCUUCGUACAAAUGAACAAGGUCUUAUAGUUGAAGAUUUGGUGAAAGAAGUGGGGCGGGAAGAAGAUCCGCAUGAAGGCAAGCUAUGGUUCCACGGGAAAAUCAGUAAACAGGAAGCAUAUAAUCAUCUUAUGACAGUUGGUCUGAUCAGCAGUUUCCUGGUGAGGCCUUCUGACAAUACUCCUGGUGAUUAUUCACUUUAUUUCCGGACCAAUGAAAACAUUCAGCGAUUUAAGAUCUGCCCGACAUCAAACAACCAGUUCAUGAUGGGAGGUCGGUACUACAACAGAAUUGAUGACAUUAUAGAACACUAUAGGAAAGAGCAAAUAGUUGAAGGCUAUUACUUGAAAGAUCCUGUUCCUGUACAGCACCAGGAGCAAGUAUUGAAUGAUGUAGUAGAUGGCAGAGAAAUCUAUAAUACAAUCAAACGGAAAACAAAGGAUGCAUUUUAUAAAAACAUUGUGAAGAAAGGAUAUCUUUUGAAGAAGAGUAAAGGCAAACGGUGGAAGAACUUGUAUUUUAUAUUAGAGGGUAAUGAUGCCCAACUUAUUUAUUUUGAAAGUGAAAAGCGUGCCACAAAGCCCAAAGGAUUAAUUGAUUUAAGUGUAUGUUCUGUCUAUGUAGUCCAUGACAGUCUGUUUGGCAGGCCAAACUGUUUCCAGAUUGUAGUUCAGCACUUUAGUGAGGAGCAUUACAUUUUCUACUUUGCCGGUGAUACACCUGAGCAAGCCGAGGACUGGAUGAAAAGUCUUCAGGCAUUUUGCAGCCUACGGAAGACAGCACAAGCCACAUCCAAUAAGCGUCUUCGACAGGUCAGCAGUCUCCAUUUGCACAUAGAAGAAGCACACAAGCUACCAGUGAAACAUUUUACUAGCCCGUACUGCAAUAUUUACCUGAAUAGUGUGCAGGUAGCCAAGACACAUGCUCGGGAAGGCCAAAAUCCAGUUUGGUCAGAAGAGUUUUUCUUUGAUGAUUUAUCACCGGACAUAAACAGAUUUGAGAUUAGCCUCAGUAACAAGACAAAGAAAAGCAAAGACCCUGACAUUUUAUUUAUGCGUUGCCAGUUAAAUCGACUGCAAAAAGGACAUGCAAUAGAUGAGUGGUUUCAGCUGAGUUCCCACAUACCACUGAAAGGUAUUGAACCAGGGUCUUUGCGUGUCCGUGCAAGGUACUCUAUGGAGAAGAUUAUGCCAGAGGAAGAGUACAACGAGUUUAAAGAGCUAAUUCUUCAAAAAGAGCUACAUGUAGUCACAGCAUUAUCACACGUGUGUGGACAAGAUCGUACACUACUAGCUAGCAUUUUAUUACGGAUUUUUCUACAUGAAAAAUUGGAGUCGUUACUUCUGCGAACACUAAAUGACCGAGAGAUUAGCGCGGAAGAUGAAGCUACAACUCUGUUCCGUGCCACAACCUUGGCAAGCACACUCAUGGAGCAAUAUAUGAAAGCUACUGCUACCCCAUUUGUUCAUCAUGCUUUGAAAGACACCAUUUUAAAAAUAAUGGAAAGCAAACAGUCUUGUGAGUUAAAUCCUUCAAAGUUGGAAAAGAAUGAAGAUGUGCACACUAAUUUAGCGCACCUUCUGGGCAUACUAUCUGAAUUGGUGGAGAAGAUUUUUAUGGCAGCAGAAAUCCUUCCACCUACUUUGAGGUAUAUAUAUGGGUGCUUACAGAGAUCUGUCCAACAAAAGUGGACUUCUAACACAACUAUGAGGACCAGAGUUGUUAGUGGCUUUGUAUUUCUUCGACUAAUCUGUCCUGCUAUCCUUAAUCCAAGGAUGUUUAAUAUCAUCUCAGAUUCUCCUUCUCCAACUGCUGCAAGAACGUUGACGCUGGUCGCCAAGUCUCUGCAAAAUUUAGCAAAUUUGGUUGAAUUUGGAUCCAAAGAACCGUACAUGGAAGGUGUAAAUCCAUUCAUAAAAAGUAACAAGCAUCGUAUGAUCAUGUUCUUAGAUGAACUAGGGAAUGUACCUGAACUUCCUGAUACUACUGAGCACUGUAGGACUGACCUGUCCCGUAACCUGGCAGCUUUGCACGAAAUGUGUGUGGCACAUUCUGAUGAACUCCGAACCAUCAGCAAUGAACGAGGAGCACAACAGCACGUCCUCAAAAAACUUCUGGCAAUCACAGAGCUCCUCCAGCAAAAACAAAACCAGUAUUGUGUAUCAAACAAUACCAGGUAGCAUAUAACUGCAUCCAGCUUGCAUGUGAACACCUGGAAAUUUUCUUCACAAUAUCACUUCCUAUUGCUCUUUCCAAAAAUAGCACAGAAUAUCCACAUGUGUCGUGUCGUGUGGGACGGAAUGUGUGCGCCAGCAGUGUGGAGAUGGGCGGUCUCUGAAAGCACGGUUCACACGCGGAACUGACAUGUACAGACCUCUGAGCCUUUGUCUGUUCAUCUAAAGAACUCCAGUUCACUGCAUAAUGCCAAAGUCUACAAUCCGGUGGCUGAUGGUGGACGCAGUCUGCUACGCGGCAGCCAUUUAUAACUGGAUUACAAGCUAUUUUUAUACUGGUAUUUCUAAAUGGUUUCUGAUAGUAUUGCUUGCGACUGUUCAAACAACCUGACGUACUUUGAUUGCCCAAACUGACAAAGGAACAAGUGCUAUUAUUUUUGUGUACUAUCUUUCUGGGAUCAUAUUAUGAAAGACUUUUUACGUGCCACUGAUCUUCUAUGUAGAUUUUUUUUUUUCCCCGUUCAAACUAUGUAUAAUGAAAUGCUUUUGUAAAGUGUUUACACUAUUGAUUUCAUUCAAUUUAUUGUUGUAUCUGAUGUGCAUGCAUUAAACAUUUUGUAAAGUAUUUUGUUGUUUGUUCUAUUAAAGAUCACAUUAUACACUC